AUGUAGGUGCCCGACUUCAAUCCGAGUCCCGGCCUGUGGUGGAACCCUUUCGAGCAGCUCUGCUACAACCCCGUCCUCGCUCUUGUCAAGGCCCCAAUUCUCGUCUUCCUUCUGCGUCUGGGCGGGCACCACAGCACCAUAUUCAAGGCCAUCUGGACCCUCAUUAUCUUCAACAUAUGCCAUAUCGUCUCGAUUUUCUUUGGGGCCCUGUUCCAGUGUGUGCCGAUCAAGACAAACUGGGACCCUGAGCUGCGCGGAUCCGAGCACGUUCUACAUCGACAAUAG
This is a messenger RNA of Emericellopsis cladophorae, 285 nucleotides long. RefSeq lists its product as uncharacterized. The record is from RefSeq and is a predicted model, not a curated record. The annotation marks the transcript as partial. NCBI's taxonomy places the organism in Eukaryota, Fungi, Ascomycota, Sordariomycetes, Hypocreales, Bionectriaceae. The transcript has 2 exons.